This is a messenger RNA of Telopea speciosissima, 3091 nucleotides long. RefSeq names its product kinesin-like protein KIN-UC. The record is from RefSeq and is a predicted model, not a curated record. Gene Ontology annotation, molecular function: ATP binding; microtubule motor activity; microtubule binding. Gene Ontology annotation, biological process: mitotic spindle organization; microtubule-based movement. The transcript has 21 exons. Lineage: Eukaryota; Viridiplantae; Streptophyta; Magnoliopsida; Proteales; Proteaceae. The coding region runs from base 96 to 3068 and encodes 990 amino acids.
CUUUUUUCUCCUUCCAUCUCAUCAAUUGACGAAAGUCAAUCUCUCAAUCACAUUGCAUUCUUUGAUUUAUUUCUAGAACCAGAAAUUCGGUUCAAAUGUCUUCGAAAUCAUCCCAUCGUUCCGACAGGCAAAUGCCUUCUUCUUCUGCAUCCACUUCUAGGAAUGCCAACGGACAUCCUCCGGUCCGUUCUAAGGUCUCUCCUGCUAAACGCUCUGCUGUAACCAAUGCCAGAGCUUCCUCCUCCAAGGCUGAUGACGAAGAGCCUGGAAGGGUGCGAGUUGCUGUCAGACUUCGACCACGGAAUGCUGAAGACCUUCUUUCUGAUUCUGAUUUUGCUGAUUGUGUUGAAUUACAGCCAGAGAUGAAAAGGUUGAAGUUGAGGAAAAACAAUUGGAACUCUGAUUCUUAUAAAUUUGAUGAAGUAUUUACUGAAAGUGCUUCUCAGAAGCGAGUUUAUGAGGUGGUUGCAAAACCUGUAGUUGAGAGUGUCUUAAAUGGGUAUAAUGGGACUGUGAUGGCUUACGGUCAAACAGGUACUGGUAAAACGUAUACAGUUGGGAGACUAGGCAAAGAAGGUACUUCUGAGCGUGGCAUUAUGGUUAGAGCUCUAGAAGACAUAAUUUCCAAUACAUCUCCUGCUUUUGAUGUUGUGGAGAUCUCCUAUUUGCAGUUGUAUUUGGAAUCCAUACAAGAUUUGCUGGCUCCCGAGAAGAAUAAUAUUCCCAUUGUGGAGGAUCCCAAGACAGGUGGAGUGUCCUUGCCUGGUGCUACUGUAAUUAAAAUUCGAGAUCUUGACCAUUUUCAGCACCUACUGCAAAUUGGUGAGACAAACCGUCAUGCAGCGAAUACGAAGAUGAACACAGAAUCUUCUCGCAGCCAUGCAAUUCUUAUGGUUUUUGUCCAAAGACCAGCACAGGGAAAAGUGGAAAAUGAAUUAUCUUCGCAAGAAAGUGAGUGUGGAAGUGACCUAGCUUCUGGCAAUGGUGUACCUACCCUGCUGAAAAGCAAGCUGCUGAUAGUGGACCUUGCAGGAUCUGAGAGAAUAGACAAAUCUGGCAGCAAUGGCCACCUGCUAGAAGAGGCCAAAUUCAUAAAUCUUUCUCUCACUUCCCUUGGCAAAUGUAUUAAUGCUUUGGCUGAAAAAAGUCCUCAUAUACCUACAAGAGAUUCCAAGCUCACAAGAUUGCUUCGUGACUCCUUUGGAGGUUCCUCAAGGACAUCUCUUAUAAUAACAAUUGGGCCUUCUGCACGACAUCAUGCAGAAACAGCUAGCACCAUAAUGUUUGGACAACGAGCAAUGAAAGUCGUAAAUAUGGUGAAACUCAAAGAGGAAGUCGAUUAUGAAAGUUUUUGUCGGAAACUUGAGAAUCAGGUUGACUAUCACACAGCAGAAAUUGAGAAGCUUCAAAAGUUAAGAGAUGAUGACAAGAAGGAAAUGGAAAAGAAGCUCACCGAUUGUCAAAACUCCUUUGCUGAAGCUGAAAAGACUAUAACUGCAAGAUCUGAUUUGUUAAAAGACGAGAAUACUCUUUUGGAAUCAGAGAUCAGAAGUUUGUUAGAAGAAUUGAAGCUUCAGAAAGAACGUAAUGAUUUAAUGUCUGCUACAGUUGCUCACCUGGAAAUGAGUUUAAAUCAAUGCAAGAAAAAUGAGGUGGAAGAUUUUACGUAUCAGAAGGCACUUAUGGACACUACUCAUAUGUAUGAGAAGAAAAUUUUAGAGUUGACGGGGCGACUAGAAGAUGAACAUGCCUGUGCUGAAAGUGCUCAUGAACAAUUGGCUAUAGCAAAGAAACUCAUUGAAGGGCAAAAGGAGAUUGAUGAGCUUAGGAUGAAGUUACAAGAAAUGUAUCAACUACAUGAGAAGACAGUAAAUGAAUUCCAAUCUUUGAGAACAGAAAAUGAGGAACUACUAUCAGAGAAGAUUGAAGGGCAAAAGGAGAUUGAUGAGCUUAGGAUGAAGUCACAGGAAAUUUGUCUGCUACAUCAGAAGACUGUAGAUGAAUUUCAAUGUAUGAGAACAGAAAAUGAGAAACUCCUAUCAGAGAAGGUAACACUAAGUGAAGAGCUCCAUAUGGCAAGACAAAAGCUAUACGCUGAAGAGCAACAGAGGCAAUAUCUUGAAGCUGAACUGGUCAAGUCCAAAAAGUUUGUUCCUGACAAUGAUAUCGAUUUUGAGGAAAAAAAACCAUAUAUGGAAGAAAACAAAGGUAGAGCAACCUUUGGCCAGAGGCAUAAGUCAAGCCAAUCACAGGAGACAAUAUAUGGUCAAAGGACCACUAUUACAAAAAUUUGUGAGGAAGUUGGUCUUCAAAAGAUAUUAGAUUUGUUAAGAUCUGAAGAUCUGGAUGUCCAAAUCCAAGCCUUGAAGGUAGUAGCCAAUCUUGCUGCUGAAGAUUUAAAUCAGGAGAAGAUUGUAGAGGAAGGAGGUCUGGAUGCUCUUCUUAUGCUCGUGGGAUCAUCACAGAAUACAACCAUUCAACGUGUUGCUUCGGGUGCUAUAGCCAACUUGGCAAUGAGUGAGACAAACCAAGGUUUAAUAAUGAAGAAAGGAGGUGGUCGGCUAUUAGCAGAUGUAGCAUCAAGAACUGACGAUCCUCAAACACUUCGAAUGGUGGCUGGAGCAUUUGCAAAUUUGUGUGGAAAUGAAAGGUUACAUGCAAUGCUGAAAGAAGAUGGCAGCAUCAAGGCACUCAUGGGAAUGGUCAAAUCUGGAAACAGUGAUGUCAUAGCACAGGUUGCUAGAGGGAUGGCAAACUUUUCAAAAUGUGAAUCUCGAAGAAUCAUUGAAGGACAAAGAAAAGGGCGUUCACUUCUUAUAGUGGAGGGGGUACUUACAUGGUUGAUUUCUAAUUCUACUAAUUGUCCACCUUCAACUCGACGCCACAUUGAGCUUGCUCUUUGUCAUUUAGCACAAAAUGAGGACAAUGCCCAGGACUUCAUAUCCACUGGAGCAUUGAAAGAACUCAUUUGCAUAUCGAAUGAGUCAUCAAGAGAGGACAUACGUAACUUAGCAAAGAAAACAUUGAAGUUGAGUCCAACUUUUCAAGCUAAGUUGCAAAAAGUGUGAGAGAUGUGAUGGUCCAAAAAAGC